Messenger RNA from Thalassophryne amazonica, 434 nucleotides. RefSeq names its product inositol polyphosphate-5-phosphatase A-like. The coding region runs from base 1 to 282 and encodes 93 amino acids. Gene Ontology annotation, molecular function: inositol-polyphosphate 5-phosphatase activity. The record is from RefSeq and is a predicted model, not a curated record. Lineage: Eukaryota; Metazoa; Chordata; Actinopteri; Batrachoidiformes; Batrachoididae. The transcript has 4 exons.
AUGUGUCCCUUCAGUUACCCAUACAGUGAAGACAGCAGUCAGGGGAAGGAGUACAUGAACACCAGAUGUCCCGCCUGGUGUGACCGAAUCCUCAUGUCUUCUUCUGCCAGAGACCUGGUUUUAAAGCCUGAAAAUGAAGACAAGUCUGUAGUGUACGAUAACAUUGGGCCAAAUGUCUGUAUGGGGGACCACAAGCCUGUCUUCCUGUCCUUCCGAAUAACAGCGGGGGCAGGAAAAUGUUGCCAUAGUGGGGAGAAGAUAUUUCUUGAAGCACCUCUGUGAGAACACGGCAGAAAACCGGGACAACAACAACACACACACACACACACACAUUUUCAGCAGUGCUGACCAGUUGCAGUUGUCCUGACACCUCAUCCAUAUUGAAGACCCCCGUUGUUUUCUCUCCAUAAAACACUUGUUGAGAUGUGGUCUCA